UUUUUUUAAAAUGCUUUUCAAGUUUUAAAAAUGAAAUAUGUUAUUAUUUAUUUGAUGUAAAAUAUAAUAGGUAUUAUUAUAUACAUACAUGGACACAAAUAAUUUAUUAUUAAGUAACAACGUAACUAUAGGCGUUCCAACUUAUGUGACAUGGGCAGACGCAGACCGGACUGGUGGUUGGAACAACAACAUCAACAGCAGCAACGGGACUUGCUGGAGGACGGUUGUCCGAGGAACGCAGCCAACGCGAGGGAGAGGGCUCGGAUGCGUGUGCUGAGCAAGGCGUUCGGCCGACUCAAGACGACACUGCCAUGGGUGCCGGCCGACACCAAACUGUCUAAGUUGGACACGUUGAGGUUGGCCACUACAUACAUAGCACACCUCAGCUCGUUGUUAACGACUACCGAGCGGUCGGACAGCAUCGCGGACCAGGGAGAGACCGCGACUCAGGUUGCGGUCACGUCCACGCAACCAAUAAACUACGCCAUGACUUGGCCGUACAACGCACACAGCACCGCUAAAGAAUGUUCAUCACCCGACGAUGAUGACUGUAGAUACAACUGUUAUAGUAGUUACAAUAAUUCACUAGAAGGAAAAUCUUAUUCAACUUACGACACUUACUACAAGCCAUCGAUCAAUUCGUGAAUAUCCGUCAUUCAUGUAUAUUUUAUUCAAUAUAGACCUAGGUGCUUCAAAAAAAAAAAAAAAAUAUCAUUAUUAACUUAA
Molecule: messenger RNA, 726 nt
Organism: Rhopalosiphum padi (bird cherry-oat aphid)
Lineage: Eukaryota; Metazoa; Arthropoda; Insecta; Hemiptera; Aphididae
Gene: HLH54F
Product: transcription factor atoh7
Exons: 3
Coding region: 151-645 (164 amino acids)
Biological process (GO): developmental process; regulation of transcription by RNA polymerase II
Molecular function (GO): protein dimerization activity; RNA polymerase II transcription regulatory region sequence-specific DNA binding; DNA-binding transcription factor activity, RNA polymerase II-specific
Source: RefSeq, a predicted model, not a curated record